Lactuca sativa (garden lettuce) is the source of this 1369-nucleotide messenger RNA. Its product is annotated as ultraviolet-B receptor UVR8. NCBI's taxonomy places the organism in Eukaryota, Viridiplantae, Streptophyta, Magnoliopsida, Asterales, Asteraceae. The record is from RefSeq and is a predicted model, not a curated record.
ACACGCGGAAUAUAAAUCUAAAGACGCCCAAACACUCCGGCUUCAAAAUCGCUACUUCCGUAAGCCGUAAACUCUCUUUCUAAACACUUUCCAAUGCCUGUCGACACCACCGCCGUUAUCGCCUGGGGCUCAGGAGAAGAUGGGCAACUAGGACUUGGAGACAACGAAGAAAAAGAAUGGGUUUCCUCCGUCACCUCCCUUAAUUCCGCCACCGUCCGUUCCGUCGUCGCUGGCAGCCGUAACUCUCUCGCUAUUUGCGAUGACGGAAAGUUGUUUACGUGGGGCUGGAAUCAAAGAGGAACUUUAGGGCAUCAGCCAUCAACUAAAACCGAAAACAUCCCCAGUCAAGUUAAAGCUCUUGACAAUGUCAAAAUCAUUCAGGCAGCCAUUGGUGGGUGGCAUUGCUUGGCUGUUGAUGAUGAAGGCCGUGCUUAUGCUUGGGGUGGAAAUGAAUAUGGACAAUGUGGAGAAGAGCUAGAGAAGAAAGGUGAAUCGGGUAGAACUCUGAGAAGAGAUAUUGUAAUCCCUCAAAGAUGUGCAUCAAAGCUUUCAGUUCGCCAGGUGGCUGCUGGUGGCACACAUUCUGUAGUUCUUACAAACGAAGGACACGUAUGGACAUGGGGUCAACCAUGGCCUCCAGGCGACAUAAAACAAAUUUCAACACCUGUUAGAGUACAGGGUUUGGAAAAAGUCAAACUGAUUGCAGUUGGGGCUUUUCAUAAUUUAGCUCUUCUAGAAGAUGGAAAUUUAUGGGUUUGGGGGAACAACGAAUAUGGACAAUUAGGAACAGGGGACACUCAGCCACGAUCACAACCUGUUCCUGUUCAAGGAUUAUCGGGACUCAAAUUGAUUGAUGUUGCUGCCGGUGGUUGGCAUUCUACAGCUUUAACAGAUGAAGGAGAGGUAUACGGGUGGGGAAGAGGGGAACAUGGAAGGCUUGGAUUUGGAGAUGAUAAAAGUAGUAAAAUGGUGCCUCAACAAGUUCAGCUUUUAGCUGGGGAAGAUAUUAUCCAGGUGUCAUGUGGUGGGACCCAUUCGGUUGCGUUGACACGCGAUGGGCGAAUGUUUUCUUUUGGACGUGGGGAUCAUGGAAGAUUGGGGUAUGGUAGAAAGGUGACAACUGGACAUCCGUGUGAAGUGCCAAUUGAUUUAAAGUCACCAAAAGAUGGUGAAUUGGGGCGUUGGUGUGCUACAUAUGUGGCGUGUGGGGGCCGCCAUACGCUUGCGAUUGUGAAAUGGAAGGAUGUGGAGGUUAAUGAGAUGAUUUGAAGGAUGUUUUUUUUUGAUGAUUCUCUUGUGUGAGUGAUGAGAGAUCAUUUGUGUUUUUGAUGUAUUACUGAAUUUUUAUAUAUAUAUGGAGUUUAUUAAA